Didymella exigua CBS 183.55 is the source of this 309-nucleotide messenger RNA. RefSeq lists its product as uncharacterized. The coding region runs from base 1 to 309 and encodes 102 amino acids. The record is from RefSeq and is a predicted model, not a curated record. The transcript has 5 exons. Lineage: Eukaryota; Fungi; Ascomycota; Dothideomycetes; Pleosporales; Didymellaceae.
AUGAAGACAUUCCAUAUUGUGGCAGGCAUUCUGGUCUCUGCCCUCUCAGUUCAGGCCGAGACCGAUUGUCAGGUAGGGGCAAACUACUGCGGAUGGUACCUUUCUGACCAUCUGGGAUGGUCCACAACGCCGAUGAAGAAUGACAUACAGAGUAUCUUCCACGUGUCCGUGGACGAUCAGCAUGCCAAAAACUACAUGUACCACUGCAACGCUGUACGGCAGGCAAGCCCAACUACAUCCUGUAGCGGGAAUUGUCAGGGUCCAAUCGCACAUUGCGUGAGGGCGGCUCCAACGGUGUCCUCCGCCUAG